AAAUUACGGCUCCAACAGGUAAACGGAAUGGUUCAGGGAAAAGACGACAGCACCACGGAACAACUUCCAGCAUGGCUGGAUCAAGAAAAAUUCGUGGAGUUUAUUAAAAGCGAUUUUCCGGAUCUUAAGGAAAUUAAAUCAUUUGAACUGGAACCAACAGGUGGAAAGGGCGAAAACUACACAACUUUGCUACUACGGGCGAAUUUCCAAUUGGAAUUGAAUGAUGGUUCUGAGAAGAGUAUCUCGUAUAUGGCUAAGAUCUUGCCCAAUUCGGGAAACAGGGAUAACGUUGCCAGCUGGAAAGUAUUUGAUAAGGAGCGCAUGACUUACGGACAAUAUAUUCCGGAAUUCGAGCAGAUGUACAAAGACGCCGGGAGGGAUAUUACCUUUGGACCGCGCUACUAUGAGUCGAAGGAUCAGUUGGAUGAGGAACUGAUCGUCUUGGAAGAUCUGGGCAAGCGGGGAUUCAAAAAUGUAAACCGCCAAAAUGGCUUGGAUAUGCUGCACACCGAAGCCACUCUGGAGAAGUUGGCUCAGUUUCAUGCCGCUUCCGCUGUUCGUUUUGAGCUCAAGGGAGCCUAUCCCGCUGAAUACAAUCGUAACCUGUGCAGCCAAGAGGAUACUUUUAAGGUCUUCCGGGAAGCCCAAACGAAGGCGUUCGUUGAAGCGUUUCCGCUCUACGAUGCCUCACACUUGGCAAAGGAUGUGGAAUCGUAUGGUCACCAUUCCCAGGACAUGUUCCAGGCCUAUGCUCCCAAGAUCGAAGGGGAGUUCCGUGUGCUAAAUCAUGGAGAUGCCUGGUGCAACAACUUUAUGUACCAAUAUGAUAAGGCGGGAAAGCUGCUUGAAACCUACUUUGUGGAUCUCCAGAUGAGUCGAUUCUCAUCACCCGCACAGGAUCUAUACUACCUGAUACUCUCCUCCACCCAAUUAGACAUCAAGAUAUCCAAAUUCGAUUACUUGGUGAAGUACUAUCAUGAAAAACUCACGGAGAACCUGAAGCUACUUAAGUAUCCAAAAUCACUGCCUUCGCUUAGGGGCUUGCAUCAGUCGUUCUUUGACCAUGCAGAUUGGAUUUUGCCAAUCGUAUCCCUUCUGUUGCCAAUUGUCUUGGUCGAUGGCAGUGAUGAUGCCAAUAUGGACAGUUUGAUGGACAGCGAAGGAGCUGGAGAUAAGUUCCGGAACAACCUGUUAAAGAAUCCCCGCAUGAUUAAACACCAAAAAGUGAUUCUUCCCUGGGCCCAUCGUCGAGGGGCAUUUGAAGUCACCAAUUAAAUGUAGAAACUGUUGAUAUACUUUUUUUAAGUAAAUAAAAAGAACUCUUAAACAAUUUCAUUAUCAGUUCAUAAACCUGUA
Molecule: messenger RNA, 1356 nt
Organism: Drosophila eugracilis
Lineage: Eukaryota; Metazoa; Arthropoda; Insecta; Diptera; Drosophilidae
Exons: 4
Coding region: 28-1275 (415 amino acids)
Source: RefSeq, a predicted model, not a curated record